GGAAACCUUACCUCGUAGACGUCCGCAAAUCCUUAAGAGAAUGGUGCAAUUCUUCUCAUUUAUCAACAACUGGUGAAUCUGACGAUAAGGUUGCAUACGAACAUCGACGCCGUCAAAGCCCUCCCUAUCAGGGGCGCACGAGCAGUCCCACCGUGCCCAACAGCGCCACGUAUCGACUGCCAGACCGACUGCGCCUGAUUCUGUCCUCCCCCCACUGUAGACCACUGACCAAAUCUGGUGACCUUUUAUAAUCCUGCCUGCUCCCAACCGCAUGGAUGACACCGUCCGACAGCAGCGACUCGUCUGGAGGGGAUCUCAUCUACACGCCUCCUGGGACUGAGUCGCCCCUACCUCUCUCCUCCACCUCCGCCGCGCCCUCCAAAGCCAAUUUACGUCCUUCGAGCCCCUUACGUCUAAACUCCCUUCCGCCAGCUAUAAAGGACGAAUUCCGGGCCGAACGACAACAAAUUCGAGGAGUGCAUUUUGAUCUGAAUGACGAGUCUAGAGACGACGAAGAGGACGACGAAAUGGACGGGAGAACGUCAAUGCACCGGCCUCUAGGGCCAGAGUCGCAUGAGCCGUUACUAGGGGAAGACAAACAAGCAAGCAACAGAGGUCGACCAGAAUCACCAAGUCUCCAUGGCUCUUCCAGACCAGCGGCCUCGUCUCGGAGGAGCACAUUUCGCUCGCGGUCACCCUCAUACGCCCAACCCGAAGACAUGGUACGGCGGAAGUACAUCUACGCCUCCUUUUUUCUCAUCCUCUCCCUCAUCUCCUUUGUCGUCCAGACGGAAACGGCGGUGUAUAUUCAACACGAACUGAAAUGGGACAAGGCGUACUGCAUGAUGUACUUGACACACGGCUCCUGGAUAUUCCUCUGGCCAGUCCAACUCCUCUUUCUCCGAAUACAGAAACGAAAACUCUCGUGGCCUGCGUUCUGGCGAAGACAUGUCUAUCUCCUCCGCUCCACAGCGCAGAUGGUCUGCUCUCAAGAACUACAUCUCUCAAAGUCCACCAUGUUGAUCUCCCCUUGGCCCUACAUGAUCAAAGCCACCGCCUUCAUUACCACGUUUCUCACCAUGGCUGGGGGAUCUUGGUACGUUGCUGUCAACUUGACCUCUCCUUCCGACCUCACCGCGAUCUACAAUUGCUCCGCCUUCUUUGCCUAUGUGUUCUCCAUAAUGCUCCUCAACGACAAACUGCGCUUCGACAAGGCUCUCUCGGUCGCACUCGCCAUCAUUGGCGUCCUUGUCGUCGCUUACGGUGAUAAAGAUGACAGCACGCCGGGUCCUGGCACGUCAAACCCUGGUGCUGAAAAGGGAUUCGGAACAAAACUUUUGGGAAAUAUCAUAAUUGGCAUUGGCUCAGUCGCGUAUGGUUUCUAUGAAGUUCUUUAUAAACGCUUCGCCUGUCCUCCCGAAGGCACUUCUCCGGGCAGGGGGAUGAUUUUCGCAAACACCUUUGGCAGCAUGGUUGGAUUUUUCACAUUGACUGUUCUCUGGAUCCCUCUCCCGAUCCUUCACUGGACUGGUCUCGAAGUAUUCGAGAUUCCCAGUGGUCGAGCAGCCAGCUUGCUCGCCAUCUCCACCCUCUCCAACGCAGUCUUCUCCGGCUCGUUCCUCGUCCUCAUGUCCCUCACAUCGCCGGUCCUGAGUUCUGUUGCCGCGCUCCUCACGAUCUUUUUGGUGGGCAUCACAGACUGGAUCAUCACCGGAAAACCGCUUAGUGCGGCGGCACUCGCUGGUUGCGGGUUGAUCGUUGUGGCGUUUGUCAUGUUAAGUUGGGCCACAUAUCGAGAGAUGAGAGAAGAACAGUUGAAAAGGGAGGAAGAGGAAGAGAAUAAAGUGUUUGAUGAUGACGAUGACGAGGAAGGUGAUGAAGAGCGAGUGUCAAACAAUAGACGGAGGGCCAGUUGAUUUACUUUGAUGAGUCGGACAGGUCCAACUCUUGUAUUUGCGAGGUCCAGUGAUCUUUGAUGAUGUUUGGCGGUCGCAUCCUGCAGGGCGCAGAGUGGGAAAUUUUGAAAGAGUGGCUCAAUAAGACGCCACGAGGCUACGGGGCAAUGCAUUGAAACCGGAUUUUGAAUGGGAGAGUGUGCCAGCACUUAGCUUCCAGGUACGGGGGGAGCGAGGAUCCAGGCUCCUGUCAAACUGGACAUGGAGGAUCUUUGAAGAAUUUUGCAUCUUCAGGCGUUGAGGACUACACUAUAUAUGUCACCUUACAUAUCGGGUUGCGGGCUUAGGCCAGAGAGCCAAGCAGGAGGUCAUAUAUACCCCAGGAAGAAUGUUUUCCUGAGAAGGGGACUCUCGGUCCGAAUAUGAACUGUCUAUUAGUGUAUCAACA
Molecule: messenger RNA, 2343 nt
Organism: Cladophialophora immunda
Lineage: Eukaryota; Fungi; Ascomycota; Eurotiomycetes; Chaetothyriales; Herpotrichiellaceae
Exons: 1
Coding region: 276-1916 (546 amino acids)
Cellular component (GO): membrane
Source: RefSeq, a predicted model, not a curated record